ACUGCCUAAGGGGCGGGGCACUCUCGGGGCGACAUUUGAGGGCGUUGAAGAGAAGAGCAGGAGAAUGGUGGAGCGAGAGGAAAUGUAUAUAAAAGGCGGCACUCGGUGCGGGAAAGCAUUACUUCCGACAUGAAGCUCCUGGUCUUAAUCUCAACAAUCGUGGCCACGUCGUUAGCCGCACCUCAGGGCUACAAUCUGGGUACGCCUUCAGGACCAGGUUUUGGAAUUGGAGGUCCAGGACCGGGAUUUGGAUCAGGAGGAUGCGGUCCCGGACAGGUGCUGCAUGUGGACGGCAGGUGUGUCACUCCACGUGUCAACCGUAAAGUGUAUUUAUAUGACGCGCCACCAGCACCUGUGUCCUAUGGUCCUCCGCCUUACAUCCCUGAGCCAACCAUAGAUACAAAUAUCGUGUUCAUCCGAACUCCCGAAGGAGGACAAGGACCAGAUCCCAUCGUCGUGCCUCCGCCACAACAGAAACACGUCGUGUAUGUCCUCAACAAACAGACGGAGCAAGGACAGGAAGUGAUUGAAGUGCCAGCACCACCAGCAAGUAGUCCUGAAGUGUACUUCGUGAACUACGCUGACGGCGAGAACCCAGUUCUUCCCAGCGGUGUUGAUCUCCAGAGUGCCUUGAACGCAGCCUCUCAGGGCGGCGGUCAAGUGAUUGGUGGCGGUGGCGGAGGUGUUGGCGGUGGUUUCGGAGGCAGCGGAAGUGUUAGCGGUGGCUUUGGAGGUGGAAUUAGUGGUGGAUUCGGAAGUGGAGAAUUCAUCUCUGGUGGAAGUGGCGGUGGAUUCAUCACAGGAGGUGGUUUCGGUGGAGGCUCCAGUGUUGUCUCGAGUCCUUCAAAUCUAUAUACUACACCAUAGAGUUUACCAUCUGAACAUCCUGUUAUGUACUUCUAAUUAACAUGUUAUUCAUAAGAAUAUUAUCUUGAAUCUUAAGCCAGACUUGUUUUGAAUUAUAAAUGUGUAUACUGUAUAUAUUCUUUAAAUAAAUAGAAGAACAAAUAAGCGAACUUUU
This is a messenger RNA of Penaeus vannamei (Pacific white shrimp), 1021 nucleotides long. RefSeq lists its product as uncharacterized. The record is from RefSeq and is a predicted model, not a curated record. Lineage: Eukaryota; Metazoa; Arthropoda; Malacostraca; Decapoda; Penaeidae.